UUUAAAUGACAUAACCUUUAUUUCUCAGAAAUUAUGUUGAAAAAAAAAAAUCUCUCUCGGCACAUCGCUUGAUAUACAUGUAAUAGUAAGCAGUAUAUAUCCAUGAGAGAUGGCAAACUAUUACGUGAAGACUGCUUUUCUGGUGAUUUUAUUUACAAAAUCAAUUACUAGCACCUCAAUAUCAGCCGGUUGUUCUUAUGAACACAUAAGCACGAAAUUUUCGGACUGUAUUUGGAAUGAAACAGCUGUAAACAGCUUCAACGAGAUCAUCGAAGGAUUCUUUCACAGUGACACAGUGGUGACCGAGGACGAUUUGUUGUCAACAUUAACAUCAACAUGUGGUGAUGAAAGUUACAUGAAGAAGUAUUCAUUUUGUGGACAAAGAAGUGUAGAAAAUUGUCCACAAUUGACGUAUGUGGUAACAGAAUACAUCAAACAAGAUGUGGUGGUGUUUUGUGAGAACGGAGAGCCAUCAGAAUGGCUUGCCACAGUGUUACAGAGUACAUAUCGUUACAACAAGCAGUGUAUUGACUAUGGAGCCGGUGAAAACCGUGUACUAGAAAUAGUGCAACAAUGUGUAGACGAGGCGGAUUUUUUAAACCAUUUUUCGGAUCUCAUAGUUAGCUAUGCGGUGUCUACGCUACAAAGCGAUAUUUCACACUGGUUUAGAUGUAUGCUAGAUAAUGCACCGUCGUUUCCGGACUACAAUGGUGACGGAAUUUUAGAUUGUGGCUCAACAUGGCAAGACGUGGUUGUAAUGCUGACACUCAGAAUAUCAGCCUUUAAUCAACUUGGGAUGACAAUUAAUCCAGAAAUAAUCGCCGAACUGAAGGAUAUCAAAAAAGGUUCAUGAAAAUAGACAACACCAAACAAAUAGAUUUUGAUAUGCUACUCAUAUUGUAUAUUGUACAUAAAAUAAUUAAAUACAAUUUUAAUGAUCAAAAUUCCUGUGGAAAAUUAUUAACCUGCCCAUUUGUUCAUACAUUAUUUGGGGUGGUCGUGGUAUUUUAGCUAUAUCAGGAAAACGUUAACGUCGUUAUCACCACAAGAAGAAAAUCAUUGCUCAUUGGCUUGAUGGAAUUCAUUAAAGUGUAUUUUUACUACAGAUUUUUAGAAAGGCAGAUUGUCUGAGUAGUGCAAACUGUAUAUUAUUCGAGCCAACCUAGUUCCAAUUAUUUUGUUCCAUUAUAAUUUUAAAUAUUUUAUAGGUGAUCUCAAAC
Ruditapes philippinarum (Manila clam) is the source of this 1220-nucleotide messenger RNA. RefSeq lists its product as uncharacterized. The transcript has 6 exons. The record is from RefSeq and is a predicted model, not a curated record. The coding region runs from base 110 to 853 and encodes 247 amino acids. Lineage: Eukaryota; Metazoa; Mollusca; Bivalvia; Venerida; Veneridae.